Messenger RNA from Toxorhynchites rutilus septentrionalis, 1586 nucleotides. RefSeq names its product protoporphyrinogen oxidase (gene Ppox). The transcript has 2 exons. Bases 145 to 1581 code for a protein of 478 amino acids. Gene Ontology annotation, molecular function: protoporphyrinogen oxidase activity, oxygen as acceptor. The record is from RefSeq and is a predicted model, not a curated record. Gene Ontology annotation, biological process: heme biosynthetic process. Gene Ontology annotation, cellular component: mitochondrial inner membrane. Lineage: Eukaryota; Metazoa; Arthropoda; Insecta; Diptera; Culicidae.
AGGUAUGUAUACUGGUUCUUUAAAUAGUUUUCAAGUGUUCUGUGAUUUUUAUCGCAUCGCAUUCUUGUUAGUUGCUUUUUUUCCUAUAGAUUGAUAUUGUUACAAUAAUGAAAUGGACCACUAUCACUCCCCUCAACCGGUAAGAUGACGGCGAUUCUCGGCGCGGGAAUGAGCGGGCUUUCGGCCGGAUUUUAUCUGCUGAAACAGCGCCAUCCCUCAGCGGUGACUAUAUAUGAAGCAAGCAACCGAAUUGGGGGAUGGAUUCGCAGCGAACGAUUUGACGAUGAUGGAUUCAUAUUUGAGGGGGGACCUCGAACAAUGCGCACAAAAGGUCCGGCGGCCAUCAACUCAUUGAACUUGAUAGAUGAGUUGGGUCUUGCCGAUCAGGUUCGUCCGAUUCACUCGAAUCAUGUGGCCGCACGCAACAGAAUGGUUUACGCGAAAGGGAAGUUAAACAUGCUGCCCUCCGAUGUGUUUGGAUUGAUAAAAGUUAUUCCUCCGUUCACUAAACCUUUGUUCUUUGCUGGAAUCAAGGAUCUUUUCACUGGGCGAUCCAAACCGCAACUAGAAGAUGAAACAAUAUAUGAAUUUACAAGGAGACGAUUCGGCAAGGAAAUUGCUGAUUACGCUAUAGGAGCAAUGAUAUGCGGGAUAUGCGCUGGCGAUGCUAAACAAAUCAGCGUUAAAUUUCUUUUGAAACAUUUGUUCGAACUGGAACAAAAGUAUGGCGGAGUCUUUAUAGGUUUGCUCAAGGAAUCAAUGUCUGCACGGAAAAAGAAAACACUUGUGGGAGAAGACUCGCUUACGAAUUUAGCCAAUAGAGCAAAGAAUGAACAUUGGAGUAUUUAUUCCUUGAACGGUGGAUUACAGCAACUACCUGACAAGGUCGGAUCCAUCCUCAGUCAGAAACAGGUUGAUAUACAAAUAAAUGUAAAUUGCAAGGAGAUACUAUUCGAUAGUAAAAAAGUUCAUCUGCUGAUGAACGGACAGGAGAAAACUGUUGACCAUCUUAUAAGUGCCAUUCCAAGUCAUCAGUUGGCUAAAUGUGUUGCUAAACAGCAUCCAAAUCUUUCGAAAGGACUUGAUGCGAUUCCAUUUGUAGACGUUGCAGUUAUAAAUUUGCGUUAUAAUUCUCCGAAGUUACAAAAACAUGAAGGAUUCGGUUUCCUCGUUCCGCCCAUAGAAAAUCUUCCGAUUCUGGGUGUGAUAUUCGAUAGUUGCUGCUUUGACAUGAAACAAAAUACAGUUCUGACGGUAAUGAUGGGCGGAGCUUGGUUUCACCAAUGGUUUGGUGAUAAUCCCAGUGAAGAGCAACUGCUGGAUACUGCCCUGAAACAUGUCAACAAUAUUCUAAAAAUUGAUCAGACACCAAAUCACUACAAAGUGAACAUAUUAAGGAAAUGUAUUCCCCAAUACGUAUUCGGGCACCACAAACGAGUGGAAAAAAUUAAACAGUAUAUACGAGAAAACAACUUGCCGAUCGCAUUAUGUGGUGCAUCAUACGACGGAGUGGGUGUGAAUGAUGUUAUUUUAUCUGCAAAAACGUGCGUUGAGACCCUAUUUAAUAAAGAAUCUGGUUGAAAUUA